GUAUAGAUAAAAUAUUUUUCUUGAAGGCUGACAUUAGAUGAUUGACUUUCUCAGACACGAACAAUUAAAAGGAAAUAAUUUAAUCCCUGCUUUCAAACGACUGUACUGUAAUAUUUGGUCUGACCAGCAGGGGGAGACAGAGUAAACAGCUGAAGGAGUGACAUCUGAGGGGAAGAUUUAUUACCUGAGAGAGUAAAUUACCUAAAGGAUCCUACAAUGAAGAAAGAAAACUGACACAUAUAUUAAUAUAACUGUUACCUGAACUUGUGUGAUGAAGUGCUUGAUUGUGGCACAGCUCAGGCUGACAAGUUACCAUGGUAAUAGUAACCAUCUCUCUUAUUUUCUGUCCUAAUCAUGUCUUUUUUCUUUUUUUUUCUUUUUUUAGGCCAUGGCAUUCCCUCCCUUCUCCCUCUCCUCCACCCCUAUCCUCCUCGCGCUGUUGCAGCUGACAGUGCUCCCUCUGGUGUUCGGAGGGGCGUACUACGGCCACAAGCCACACCCCCAACACCACCAGCCCCUCCCACACCUGGCCCACAUGGGCAUGGGCAAGGAGGGCCUCCCUCAGCAGCAGUACCUGGGCAAGGACAUGCACCACAUGCAGUACCCGCAGUACAGGAAAGAACUGCCCCAGAUGCCCAUGCACAUGGGCAAGGAAAACCCUCGCAAGGGUGGCAUGAAUGGCGGAGGACAGGAUAAAGGUCUGACCAUUCCCAGUGGAGCAGAAGGGUACCCAGCAGGUGAGCCAGGACCGUCUGGACCAGCAGGACCAGAGGGCCCCGCUGGCCCCCCUGGGCCUGCAGGAAACGGAGAGCCAGGACUCCCUGGUAACCCUGGCCCACAAGGCCCACCAGGGUUCCCUGGAGUGGGCAAACCAGGGCUCCCAGGUGUACCCGGAAAGCCAGGCGGCUUAGGUGAGCAAGGGCUGCCCGGGGAGCUGGGCCCUAAUGGUCCCGAGGGAGAGAUAGGACAGCCAGGGCCUCAGGGGCCCCCUGGUCCUCCAGGCCUGCCAGGGAUGGGUAAGCCUGGGGGUCAGGGUCUCCCAGGCCAGCCGGGCCCCCGAGGGGAACCAGGGCACAAGGGCCUCCCAGGACUACCGGGGUUACCAGGAUCUAAAGGAGACAAGGGGAUCGGUCAGCCAGGACAGCCAGGACAUAAGGGCCUACCGGGGCCCCCUGGACUUCCAGGCCAAGGAGGGGUGCCAGGAGUGGGCAGGCCAGGGAUGAAUGGGGUGCCAGGUCCACCAGGAGGCCCGGGGAAGCCCGGUGGCCCUGGUGAACCAGGACCAGCAGGGCCACCAGGAGAAGGGGGAGAUGUCGGCCCACCAGGUCUGCCCGGCCAGGGGAAACCAGGCCAGAGCGGCCUCCCGGGACAGGCAGGCUUACCAGGAGGGAAGGGCCACCCAGGACCGCCUGGUCUGCCUGGGAAGCCAGGUCUGCCUGGCUUCGGUAAGCCGGGGUUCCCCGGACCAAAGGGUGAUAAAGGGAUGGGAGGGCAGCCUGGAGGACCAGGGCCGAAAGGAGACAAAGGGCACGGUGGUUUGCCCGGAAUGCUUGGACCCCCUGGAACUAAUGGACCACCUGGUGGCCCCGGGCCUAUGGGUCCCCCUGGGGGAGUUGGUGGCCCUGGACCCAAAGGGGAGGCUGGAGAGGGAGGACCGAAGGGGCUUGACGGAGGUCUGGGUGAGCCCGGACCUCCUGGCCUGCCUGGUGAGAACGGCCUCCCAGGAGAAGGAGGGGAGCCCGGACCCAGAGGCCCACCUGGACUCUCAGGGCCUAAAGGAGAAGGUGGACACAAAGGGCUCCCAGGUCUCCCUGGAGCUCAGGGCCUGCCGGGACUGAAGGGAGACGGAGGACUUCCAGGUGAGGUGGGUCCCCAAGGUCCUAAAGGUAUCCCAGGAAUGGGAGGUGCUGGCGGGCCUAUCGGACCACCUGGUCUUCCUGGGCCCAAAGGAGACGGUGGCUCCCCGGGUCAGCCUGGCAACGUAGGCGAGGGCAGCCCAGGUGUUCCUGGUCCUGUCGGACCUCCAGGGAAAGCAGGUCCAGGAGGACCUCCAGGACAACCAGGUCAGGCAGGCCCUCCUGGACCACCAGGCCCACCUGGAGCCCCUUCCCUGACCCCCGACAUGAGCGGAGUCCUCCCUGAGAUGGGUCAUGGGCUGGAUGGCGUGAAGGCCGGAGGCUACGGCAAGAAAGGCAAAUACGGUGGGAAUGGCGCCGGAGAAAUCAUGGGCGCCAACGGUCUGGAGAUGCCGGCAUUCACCGCUCUGGUGACCACACCCUUCCCACCCGUGGGCAGUCCAAUCGUCUUCGACAAGCUCCUGUACAACGGUCGUCAGAACUACAACCCCCAGACUGGCGUCUUCACCUGCGACAUGCCCGGGAUCUACUACUUUGCCUACCACAUCCACUGCAAAGGAGCCAACGUGUGGGUGGCUCUGAUGAGGAACAAUGAGCCGGUCAUGUACACGUACGACGAGUACAAGAAGGGUUUCCUGGACCAGGCCUCAGGCAGCGCUGUGUUGCCCCUGCAGCCAGGGGACACUGUGUUCCUCCAGCUGCCUUCAGACCAGGCCGCUGGACUGUACGCCGGCGAGUACGUCCACUCAUCUUUCUCUGGGUAUUUGUUGUACCCCAUGUAGAAACCUGGAACAAGAGGGGGAUGGGGGAGAAACUGAGGAGAGACGUGGGAACGGGUGGUUGAGAGCGUAGGAGUGUGUGGUGAGAUGGCACGUGUUGAAAAGGUUGAUCAUGGGAUACUUCGAUGUGAGUUGUUUUCAAUGAAACAUGAAGUAUCUGUUGAGGUCUGCGGUACAUUGUUGUAGAGAUGGACAUGAGAGGGAAGGUUUCUGACGGAGUAAUCUGAAAGAGGAGUGUGGAUGUGAUAUACAGUUACUUUAUAGCCAUCUGAAGACUGAAAAAUGGAAGUUAAUAAUAUCUGCUUGGAUUAAAAGCUUGUUUUAAAGAGUGAAUUGGAAAUUGCAAAUAGUUUAUGUGAAAAUAUCACUUAUUGUUUGGUGUUUGUCACAGAAUGCCAAGGCUUUCCCUGCCCCUUAAUGUUCUUAAGCAAACUGGCAGCUGCCCUAAACUGAUUUUGUGGCAAAGAAUGUAAAUUGGAUUUAAAACAUGAAAGGAAAAUACGUUUUAAGAAAAUAAAAUGUCACGAGAAAUUGUAUCAGUCACGAUGCAGCGAUAGACAAUUGAUCUUGAUUGUUCAAGAUUCCAAAAGAUUAGUUCCCUCUUAUUUUGUACUUGUAUGUUUUUUUCCUCAUUAUUUUCUGACUAUUAUAUACAAACACCAUUUGUGAUGUUUAAGAAGAUUUUGGCAGAUGCAAUGGACGUAAUUUACAGUGACAUGGGUACAGGAGUGUUGUAAAAUGCCUUUUGUGGUAUGGAGAAACUCUUAACAGACAGACUGUUUGACCCAGAAAUAUGAAAACCACUGCUGUCUAUGAACAGACCCAUGUCUUAAUGUUUGUCAACAUCUGAAGGAAGCAGUAGCGUUGUUGUUGGCCAAGAAAAGAAAAAUUGCUUUAGAGAGCACAGACCCUUUUUUUCAGAGAUUUGUACAGCUUAUAGGGAGAGAUUGAUAUUUGAUACUGAUUACAUCACCCCCACUGACGUAACAGGAUUUUAAUCAUUCUUACGUUCUUACUUCAAUAAAAAAAAAAAAAUUAAAGUCUGGACUUUUGGAUAGAAUGAUUCCUCAGUGUAUUAUUAGCUAAGAUGAGCACAAUGCAUUUUCUGGUGUAUAUUUUGGCCUAAUUCUAAAUCAGGACUCCUCCUUUCUGGACCCGUCAUUGUAAAACUAUUAUAAGAACAGUAACAUCAGUAGAAAUAGGCUGAGAUUGCAUUUUCCCCUUUGCUCCUCACCCCUAGCACAAAACAUGUGAAAUGGAGUUUCACAUGACAAAAGUCUUAGAACAACAAUUGUCUCUGUAAUUUAUUAUUUUGAUUACUUUGUUUUUUUUUUCAUAUGGGACCAUGGUGAUAAACUGUUAGUAUAACCAAAAGAAAACUGUUUUAAUAUUAUACUGUUAUUACUGUUGAUGUUGUUUUUUUUUUAAAUAAAGAUGAUUUAAUUAAGAAAGACAGUUGUG
Molecule: messenger RNA, 4096 nt
Organism: Osmerus eperlanus (European smelt)
Lineage: Eukaryota; Metazoa; Chordata; Actinopteri; Osmeriformes; Osmeridae
Gene: col8a1a
Product: collagen, type VIII, alpha 1a
Exons: 2
Coding region: 389-2638 (749 amino acids)
Molecular function (GO): protein binding
Source: RefSeq, a predicted model, not a curated record